This is a messenger RNA of Octopus bimaculoides (California two-spot octopus), 4990 nucleotides long. RefSeq lists its product as uncharacterized. The record is from RefSeq and is a predicted model, not a curated record. NCBI's taxonomy places the organism in Eukaryota, Metazoa, Mollusca, Cephalopoda, Octopoda, Octopodidae.
AGCCUGUCAUAAAUAUAUAUAUAUAGGUGCAGGCGUGGCUGUGUGGUAAGUAGCUUGCUUACCAACCACAUGGUUCUGGGUUCAGUCCCACUGCGUGGCACCUGGGGCAAUUGUCUUCUACUAUAGCCUCAGGCUGACCGAAGCCUUGUGAAUGCAUUUAGUAGACGGAAACUGAAAGAAGCCUGCCGUAUGUAUGUGUGUGUGUGUGUGUGUGUUUCUUUCCUCACCACUGCUUGACAACCGGUGUUGGUGUGUUUGUGUCCCCAUAACUUAGCAGUUUCACAAAAGAGACUGAUAGAAUAAUUACUUUUUUUUAAAAAAGUACUCGGGUCAAUUCAUUCAACUAAAAAUUCAAAGUGGUGCCCCAGCAUGGCCAUAGUCUAGUGACUAAAACAAGCAAGAGAUAAAAGAUAGUUCAAUUUACAAAAGUAAAUAUGUGAGAAACAAAAUUUCAGGGGAAAAAGCAUCUAUAAAACUAGUUUUUAAGCAUCGAAUAGCUUAUGCAGGGUCGCCAGAAUAAAAUAGCAAUCAAAGGGAUCCCUAGUUUAAAAAAUGGUUCAGAACACUGUAAGCCAAUUACAUUGGUCCCAGAGUUCAACUGCUACUUAUUUUAUCGACCCUGAAAGGACGAAAUGUAAAGUUGACCGUGGCAGAAUUUCUAUUCAGAACUGGCACGUAAAAACCACCCACUACACUCUCGGAGUGGUUGGCAUUAGGAAGGGCAUCCAACUGUAGAAAGAUUGCCAGAUCAGAUUGGAGCCUCCUGGCUUGCCAGUCCUCAGUCAAACCGUCCAACCCAUGCCAGCAUGGAAAGCGGACGUUAAACGAUGAGGAUUGAUGUUGAUGAUGAACGUAAAGUCAGCUGAAAUAAUGCUAAGCAUUUUGCCUGGCAUGCUAACAAUUCUGCCAGUUACAAGGGGAGGGAUUAAAUUGAUUAUAUUGACUUCUGUGUUCAACUGAUACUUUUAUUAUCUGCCCCGAAAGAGAUGACAGGCAAAGCUGACCUCAGUGGAAUUUGAACUCAGAACAUAAAGAUGGACAAAAUGCUGCUAAGCAUUUCACCCAGCAUGCUAACAGUUCUGCCAGUCCACCUCCUUAGAAUGACAGAAAAUAUUGAUAGUAAAUAAAAUACCUGAGCAGUCCUUCAAGCUUUGAAUGACAUUCUGAACUGUUUAAUAAAGGUUAUGAUUUAUUUGACAAGUGGUAUGGCAACAUACAUAACAGAUGGUGUUAGUUGCUGUUCUUUACGAAACAAAUUAAACCAAUUCACUUCCAGAUACGAUGUUAUUGUUGUAGUAAUGUUAUUUGCAUGCAUUUUGCUGCCUGCUCCUACAGGAUUAGUUCUGUUUCAUGUAGCUACUCGUUCAAUGUAACAGCUUGGCCCAUUAGUUGAAUAAAACUUCUGAACAGAAAGGAUCACUUGUGACUGAUUCUCUUGGCAUAAACACUAGCUGGCAUAAUAGAAGUUAAAUUUUAUGAUGUCUCCAACCUUGUGUUUAAUAUAUAGAUAAGGAAUUUCUUCACACUAGCAAGUAAAUUAAAUUUCAGGCUAUUUUGUGUUCUUCACACAAAAAUUCAUACAAUAUGAAGAAAUUUGUGGUUGUGUGGUAAGAAAUUUGUUUUCCAACCACAUGAUUCCAGGUUCAGUCCCAUUGCAUGGCACCUUGGGCAAGUGUCUUCUGCUAAACCAUCGGGCUGACCAAAACCUUGUGAGUGGAUUUGGGAAAUUAAAAGAAGCCUGUUGUGUGUGUGUGUGUGUUUUUAUCUCUGUGUUUAUGUCUCUUGUAACUUAGCUGUGUGGCAAAAAGCACUGAUAGAACAAGUACCAGUUAUUAAAAAUCAUAUAAUAGGUCCUGGGGUUGAUUUAUUCAACUGAUAAUUCUUCGAGGUGGUGCCCCAGCAUGGCCACAGUUUAUUGACUGAAACAAAUAAACGAUAAAAGAUAGUGAACCAUUUUGUUACUGUACGUCUGUUGAAAUACAGUUGUUUCAAUUAAUUUUGAAGAAAAUAAACAAUUUAGUAAAAUAACUUCGUUAUUAUUAGGAUGGUGUUUAGAACAUAAAUGAACAUGAGAUUUUGGUGGGAAUUUUAAUUUAGAUCACCUAAAAACAAGAAAUUUGUAUCAUAGAACCAGAGCUAGUCUCAGGUGGAUUGGUGCCAAAAAGGUUAAACAUCAGUAGCCUUUUAAAUAACACAAUAUAGUUGUGGCUAAAAGAACCUGGUUGAUAAAUGUGUGUUUGUUGAAGAUUAUAUAUACUGACUGUACUUAGUUGUAUUUAAGUCACACUGUUUUAUACUUAAUUUUGACUGAAUAAUUUGAGCUGCAAAGAAUACGUGAAACGAAGUUAAAACUAAGAAGGGAAAGAAAUUUUGUACCAACAUUUAACCGUUUGGCAUUCAGAUUACUCUUUCAGUUGUAACGCUUAUUUAUUCACAUUGAUUUGAAUUAAUCGUGUGUUAUCUUAAUCAUCCUCAUCAUUUAGCAUUUGUAGUCCAUGGGUUGGACAGUUUGACCAGGGCUGGCAAAUUGUGGGGCUGUGCCAGCCUCCAGUCUGAUUUGGCAUGGUUUUGACGGCUGGAUGCCCUUCCUAAUGCCAACUGCUCCGUGAGUGUAAUGGGUGCUUUUACAUGCUACUGGUAUGGGUAACUACCAGUAUCUACCAUGACUAUAAUUUCACUUGGCUUGAUGGGUCUUCUACUCAAGCAUGGCAUAAUACCAAAGGUCUCAGUCAUUUGUCAUUGCCUCUGUGAGGCCCAGCACUCGAAUGGUGCUUUUUUUGUGCCACCGGCAUGGACAUUUCAUGGAAAUUCUAAGUGUGAGAAGCUAGAUCUGGUCAGUUUGAACAUAAAAUGGAAUAUUUUGGCCGGAUAUGGCCAAUUUAAAUGCUAAAGGGUUAAAACUAAAUUAAGAAUGCCCCUUAUAUUCAUGAGUAAAUAUGGUAAUUUUUGCUUUAUUUCUGAUUGUUGUGAGUGUUUUCACUUCCACUUUCAAAGUGACUAUUUGUUUUUCUUCUCUUAGCAGUCAUCAUGUUCAUCAAACCACAACUGCUGCUCAUAUUAAGGAGGAAAAUCUCAGUUCUAUUAGCUCCCAUACUACAACAGAAUGUUGUACUCGAUUGUCCAGUGAAGAAGAAGGAGAUGAGUCACACAGUAGUAAAUCUGGCUUCACUUAUUUGAAUCACCAUCCACGACCAGUAGCUAUGUGUACAUUUGGAGGUCGGUUUUUGAAAAACGGAGUCUGUUUAUUUAACAGAAAAAGUGAUUUAGUUCAAUCUGCUCUCUAUAAUGUAUUGGAACGACUAAAUCAUCCGCCUCCACAUAAGAAAUUGUGCGUUGAAUCCAACUUACCAAAAGAAACGCAGCUCGUCACAAAUUCAAAGGACCCUUAUGAAUUUAAUAUGGUUGACCCCAUGUCUGGAAGCAGCCACAGUUCGAAUAGUGUAAUUAAUUCAACAAACAAAGGUGCUGUAAAGCCCAAAUCAAAAUCCUCUACCAGCAAAUCCUCCAAACCUAAAGACAGUGGUACAAAAAGCCCUGGGCUGCUCUCAACUGUUGCUGGUGGUAAUGUAGCCAAACGGAAACGAAGUGGUGGUGGUGGUGGUGGUGGUGGAGGCGGCGGUGGUGUUGUACAAACCGGCCCAGUUUCAGCUGCUACUUCGAACCCUAAUUGUACGAAUUUUUCCAACAAUGUAAUGAACAUGUCAGUUUACAGUCCGAAUAACACAGUUGCAGCCUUUGCGUACCCCAAUGUUAAUUUAAGCAGUACCACCCUCAGCCACUUCAAUGCAACUCUCCCAACAGGGAAACAAAACCCUUCCAUCGACCCACAAUUGACUAAAAUCAAAGAAUUUGGAUUUGUGGUUACGGGUUUUGAUUCACGGCAAGGUUUGGUUAACGGACAAUAUAUAAAUAUUGCCUGCAUGGCCGAUUCGGUCAUGACGCAGGUGCCAACACAAGAUGAACGUUGUAGCGGCAGCAACAGUAUCAAACGUAAUCACAAUGGAAGUGUGAAAAGUUCAUGUGCUGGUAACAAAACUUCAAACAUGCUGGAUUCUUCUUCCUCCUCCUCUUCUUCUUCUUCUUCCUCCUCCUCUUCUUCAUCUUCUCAGUCAGUAUCAAGCAACAGCCUUUAUGCCACCAUGCCACGGAACACUACCAUGUUUAUGGAUGCAGGCUCUGUGCUGACCUCCGUAUCAUUAGGAGCGGCAGCAUCCAAUACUGUUGUCUCGUUAAGUAACAGCACUCAGUCACCCACUCUACCAAGUCCCUCGACGACCCCAAGUCCACAUCUCAGAUCAGGUUCAGUGAGUCCCCAAGUCACUGCAUCAUCUCCUUUACUCAAUGGAAUAAUACCGUCCCCCUCUGAUAAAAGUUCAACCAAUCUUCGACACGGGGCUCAGGGCUCAAGCCAUCGAUCACACAAGUCGAAUCAAGCUGCUAAUGUCCACAGCAGCAAAGCUCGUCACUCAGCGACCUCAUCUUCUUCAUCAGCCGGUGGCAGCAAAGCUCAGACGUCAAGCAACAACAGUGGGGGUAGUGUUGUGACAGGCAGGGGCAACAGCAGUAAUAAUAACAAUAACAGUACAAAGUCAUCGACUUCAUCGCCAACAUUAGCUACACCAGCAACAUCAGCAUUGCACACUAUAACAGCAGGUAACAAAAAUAACAGUAAAACUGGCGGCAGUCAACAACAACAACAGCAACACAUACUGUCAUCACACACGCAUAUCAAGUCAAGCAGCGGGAGCAAGGUAGUAACAAAACCAGUUGGUAAUAAUAAGCUAAAAACACAGUCGCUGCAAGUGACGUUUCCAAACGCACAUCAGGUAGGACAUGUAACUGCUGCAGCCCAAAACUCCACUGUUUUUGCAGUUCAGCAAUCAGACAAUUCCCAGAGAAAAGACAUGAGUGGCGCUGCUCAGGUGCCACCGGGUCAUGGCACCACUCCACCUAGCAUGAUCUCUUAGCGAAUAAUUGGGUAGAAAAAAAA